UCUAAUAUCAUCAGAGGCAUUCCUACUAAAUGGCCAUAAUUAUGAUAAAACUUACCUUUCUAAAUUGCAUAAUAAUCACAAAACUUAUUUUGCUUGAUAAAUUCCUAAAUCUAUUUAUAAUGUUUGCCCAUUAUACAAAAAUUUCAUUGUGUUCAUAAAUCUCCAAUGUUCUGUAUCGGUAAUUAAAUAAACAACUGACACUAAUAAACUAUCAGAAUUGAUUACAGAAAAUUCGUACUCUAUGCUCCUGAAAACAUGAAGAUGAUAAAUUUCUUUAUUAAUUACAAAAAUACCUCAUCUAUAUUUGAGGUAAAGAACUAUAGCCUCAUAUUCUGAAAACAAAUAUAUUAGAUAUUUGGAAUGAAACUAAUUUUGAUCUUGCUAAAACAGUAGGUAAAGGUAAUAUAGACUCCUUAAGCUUUUUCCAUAACUGAUUGCUUAUCCAGAUAUUCUACUUCACUUAAACCCCGUUUUCUUCUCCUCACCUCUGUCACGCCUCCCUGGUGUGACAUUAAUCAAGCAAGUUUUGCCAAGUGGCUUUAUGGAGAAACCACAUCCUGCGAUAUGUAAUUUUUGGCCUUAGUACAGUUGAUCACAAGGCAUCCUUUACAUUAUUACAGCUGAUUAGGCAUCUACAGAACUGUGUGCAUCCAUAUACCUACGUAUGCAUUUAACUGCUUGUUCACCUUAGAGCAGUGAUCUCAUCAAAUGAAAAAACAAAGUGACUUUCCUUCCUUCUAAAGGGCUCAUUUAACAGUUUCCCUCUGACUCAGUAUCUGAAUAAUGGAGAGAGGCUACAAAGCUGCAUGACCUUGGAAGGAAUGGCAGUUGGUGAUGGGCAGAUUGAAUCUGAACUCAUAUCAUCCUUUCUCAUGAACUGGAAGUCUUCAGUAGAUCAUUAGCCUCAUGUCCCUAAAAGUGACAGCAGAGGAAGCUCACAAGACCAUAAUACAAUUUGAGCUUGAACAGGAUCUGAAAGGAAAAGUACUGAUGUGAAAAGAGGUGAUUUUCAGCUCUGUUUGGGACUCUAGUUCCGGUAUAAGGGCCUCUUCUCUGCAGGCUGGAGCUGCAGAACGCCCCUUGACAACUCCUCAGAGCACCAUUCUAUAGGUGCAGAGCAUAGUCAGCUCCUCCAUGGCUGUUCAAUCCUUCUACCACUUUCCAACUUCGUCCACACUUACUCAGUCUUCUUUUCUCUGUUCCUGCCAGCCUUUGAUCCCUGGGGAGCAGUAAAGAUCUAUACGUCCCUUCCUUUUUUUUAUUGGAUUUUUUUAUUUGCUUCUUAAACGUUAUCCCCUUUCCCGGUUUCAUGUCUCUAAAUCCUUUAACCCAUCCGCCAACCCCUUCUUCCAUGAGGGUAUUCUCCCACCCAUCCACCCACCAUUUCUGCCGCCCCGACCUGACAUUCCCCUGCAAGGGAGAGGGUCGAUCAUUGGCAGAACCAAGGGCUUCCUCCCAUUGGAGCCUAACAAGGUCAUCCUCUGCUACCUAUGCACCUGGGGCCAUGGGUCUGUCCAUGAAUUAUUCUUUGGAUGGUGAUUUAAUCCCUGGGAGCUCUGGUUGGAUGGUAUUGCUCUUCUUAUGGGGUUGCAAACCCCUUCACCACCUUCAAUUCUUUCUCUAAUUCCUCCAAUGGGGACCCUGUUCUCAGUACAAUGGUUGGCUGCUAGCAUCAACCUCUGUAUGUCCUUCCUCAACUUUUUUUAAUAACUUUUGGUGAAAAGUCAAUUUUAUUUGAUAUUAGAAUGGCUAUUCCAGCUUGUUUCUUAGAACCAUUUGCUUGGAAAAUUGUUUUCCAGCCUUUUACUCUAAAAGUAGAGUCUGUCUUUGUCCCUGAGGUAUAUUUCCUGUAUGCAGCAAAAUGCUGGGUCCUGUUUAUGUAUCCAGUUAGCUAGUCUAUGUCUUUUUAUUAGGGAAUUGAGUCAAUUGAUGUUAAGAGAUACUAAGGAAUAGUGAUUGUUGUGUCCUGUUAAUUUUGUUGUUAGAGGUAAAAUUAUGUUUGUGUGACUCUCUUCUUUACAGCUUGUUGCAGGAAGAUUACUUUUUGCUUUUUCUAGGGUGUAGUUUCCCUCCUUGUGUUGGAGUUUAUUGUCCUUUGUAGGACUGGAUUUGUGGAAAGAUAUUGUCUACAUUUGUUUUGUCAUGGAAUAUCUUGGUUUAUCCAUCUACAGUAAUUGAGAAUUUUGCUGAAUAGAAUAUCCUGGGCUGACUACCCAAAGACUAUACAUGGACUGACCUGUAGAGAGCGGCGCGGCGAAACAAAGAUGGCGCCGACAUCCAGCCUUGUCUGGAUAUAAACGACUUACUGCGCAUGUGCAGGCUUGUCCCCUUGCUAGGGCUCCCUCUAGUGGUGAACAGCGGUACUGCACAUGUGCGGUUUAUGCACCAGGUGUUAGUUGACUGUUAAUAUGCUAAUGAGGUGAUUCAUUCUCCGCCAAUCCCUGGAGGACAAGUAGUGGGGUGAUCCAAGCCCCACCAAUCCCUGAGAGAUAAUUAGCAUACUGUUGUCUAUAUAAGCCGAGCGAUUUUGCUGCUCGGAGUCCCUGUUCAAGAGAGCUGUAACACUAAGAGAGCUGUAACACUAAGAAGAGCUGUAACACAGUAAAGGCUUGCUCGCAGAAGAAUCCUGUUGCCGCGCGUCGUUCUUGCUGGCGGGACAUUGGGCGCGCGACAAGUGGUGCCGAGACCCGGGAACCAACAUCGCCGGUGCCAGGGGACCCUUCAGUGUGCUGAAGAGGAUUCAGAACUGCGAGAAGGUAAAUUAAAAGGUAAGCUUCGAGAGGCAUGCCCCUUUUUGGAAGAGAGCAUGUCAGAAACGGAGCAGAGUGAGAAAUUAGGCUUCAAGAGGCAUGCCCCUUUUUGGAUUUAAGAGAGCAUGUCAGAAACGGAGCAGAGGCAGAAACGGAGCAGAGUGAGAAAUUAGGAGCUCAAAUUAGGAGCUCGCAAAAAGAAAAAGGUUACUAAAACAAAAGUGAAAGAGAUACAAAAGGCAGAAGAAAUGCCGCUGGAGGAAAAAAUAAGAGUGCCCCGGAGGACGAAGUACAAGUCAUCCGGAGAGGAUACUUUGUAUCCACUAAAAGAAUUAGAAGCCUUAGAACUGUCUGGCAGUGACUCUGAGCAAGAGUUGUCAGAGUCCGAGGAGGAGGAAUUAGAGGAAGAGGCAGCCAUAUAUGAGGAAGAAAGAUAUGGGCCUAGGUGGAGAGCCACUGUGAAGAAACCUAAAGUUAUGGAUCCUUUGUGGGCAAGGCUGGUAAUUUUGUUUCUUUUUUUCUUUGUGUGGGAUAGAGAAGCCACAGACGGCAAGCUUAAGCCCGGACCAAAACCUCUUUGGCAAAUGGUCCCUGCCUGCUUAGAGGAUAAACAAUGUGAGGAAGCCGUUAGAGCCGUUAGGACAGGUCAGAGGGUCCUUGCAGAGCAACAAAGUAUGUCAGAGGGAGAAAAGGUCUCCAAAGAAAAAAAGAAAAGAAAAGGAGAUAAAAGGAACAGAGAGAAGGCAGAGAUAAAAAAAGAGGAUAAUCAGGACCAGGAAACAAAUAAGAUAUAUUCUUUAAAAGCCUUGACCUUAGAAAUGUCAGACAAUCUAGAAAGCAUCACCGACAGCUUAGAGAAAGUGAAACUAAAGGUAGAACCAUCGGGUCCCGGGCCUCCCGCAGAGCAACAAAAGGAAGCGCAGGACUCGACCUCAGUUCGACCACCAGACUCGUAUUGACCCCUCGAAUGGGAACUCAGGUGGUGGAUACAGAUUUUAAAGGCCCCAGUAAGCAGAAUUCAGAAGGAUCACAGAAACUGAAAGCAUGUGCAAAGAUAAAGAUUUGGGGUAGUGGUAGUGGACAAGGUAAUAAUGGUAAAAUGUUUUUGUGUAUGUGUUCUUUUAGAGUUAUGUUAAAAUCUAGAGAAGCAAAGUCGAUUCUCACAGAUGCUUCUAGUCUUUGGACCCUGACUAGAGACAGUUUACACCCUGGACAAGAGAGAGAAUGGGGUUGAGAAAAACAUUCCUCCCGAACUCUCCACAGAUGCUUUGGCAAAAGAAGGAAAUGAGCUUAAACUUUUUGGAGCUCUCCUGGGAACAGAAGGAGGUGGGAGACGUCUUGCCUCCUUGCUGGCUCCUAUUGGAGAAGUGCUUAUUUCUGGUUCUGGGUUCUUUAGGUAGGAUGUUUGGGUCCUUUUGGUGGAACACCAUCUAGUUCUUUUCCUCUGUGUCUAUUGUCUGUCCUUGGUGCACCAAGCUGUCCAUGUAUGUCAAUUUAUGUCUGGGUUUUGCUUCUCCUUGCUUGAAUGUUUUGUGUUUCAUGUUUAAAAGAAAAGGUUAAAAUUUUAAAUGCUGGUUGAUUCACCCAUUGAUGUAGCUUUAACUCCUUUCAAGAAAGGAACAAAUAAAUAAAAAGUUUCAAUUGGCUUUUGGAGCCUGCAUCUGUAGCUAGAAGCCUAAGUUGGCUGGGCAAGCUCCCCAGGGGGCUGGCUAAAUGUUUACACUAGCCGAUCCUAAAGACACAAGGAGCUUCACAGCUUCUAAGGUAACGGAACUGAUCGCUGUCUCUCUUAGAAAAAUCUUUGACUGUGAUUAUUGGACUCAACAGGUGACAAGGUGUUUCUCUUAAAACUACAGCUAGAAAAAGUAAAAAUGGUGAUUGAUUUAAAUAUUAAAGGUAUGUGUAGCCACUUCAUUUUUGUUUUCUGAUUGGUUUUAAAUGUAUAAAUAUUCUCUACAUGCCUUAGUUAUGGACUAUUGGCUUUUAAGUUAUUGGAUAUGGUUUAAAAAAAUGUAACAUUGAUAACAGAAAGUUGACAUAAAACUGGUAAAAUUUAAAAUAUGCUCAUGUUUCUGUUGAUACCUGUUCCGGUAUUAUACACGCUACUCUGAUGACUGGUGAAAAGGCUUGUAAUGCCAUUAGCCAUUGCUUAGAGGCAUGGGCAGCCUGGGGAAAGCCUGAUAGUCUCAAGACAGACAAUGGGCCUGUCUACACUGCAAAGUUCUUUCAGGCAUUUUGCCAGACAAUGCAGGUCGGUCAUACUACAGGCUUACCAUACAAUCCCCAAGGACAAGGAAUUGUGGAAAGGGUACAUCGUACCUUAAAAGAGCUUAUAAAAAAAAAAAACAAAACAAAAAGAGGGAAUUGCCAGCAGCCGAACACCAAAAGAACAACUUUCUUUAGCUCUAUUUACUCUAAAUUUCUUAAUUUUGGAUGCGCAUGGCCGCUCUGCUGCGGAUCGCCAUGCUGCUACUACACCUAUAACUAAUGCAGAAGUAAAGUGGAAGGAUGUCUUAACUGAUGAAUGGCGUGGCCCAGAUCCCGUGAUUUCGAGAUCUAGGGGAGCGAUUUGUGUUUUUCCGCAGAAUCAAGAAAAUCCAAUUUGGGUACCUGAGUGUUUGACUCGAAAAUUGCCUUCUGCUCUUCCUGAAGAUGAGACUAUGAACCCUACUAUUACUACUGGGAAUGGUAAUACAGGUUAAUUCUCUCACCCUGUGGGCUAUUGCCAGAUCCUGGCCAGUACCCAUGCCAGUUCAUAGCAAUUCUACUGUUUUGAGAAUAAGACUGACAAGCAUAAUCUCUGGUCUUGGUUUCAAUGGGUGCUGUCCAAUGAGCAAGGGGCAUAUACAUCCCUGACCCCCUUUGCUAGGUUGAUGGGAGAGAACUUCGUGCUGUAUAAUGUUUCAGCUACCAGAAAAAGGUGAUACCAGGUUGAUCAAUAUUCAAUAUAAUAACCUCUUGGUAAAUAAUACUGCCACUAGUACUUCAGUAUGUGCUAGAUCACCUUUUUUCUGAUAAGCACUAAUGUAAGCAGUGGUGCUUUAAGUUGUAAUAGCUCUGAUGUAGUCUGCUAUUUAGCUGAAUGCUGGGAUGGCACUAAUGACACCGCAGUGAUGGUUAAGAUUCCCUCCUUUGUGCCAAUCCCAGUGGAGGCAAACCCAGAUAGCUUUCCUAUUCUUAAUUUGCUGAGAGCCAAAAGAGAUUUUGGAAUUACGGCAGCCAUAAUUUCAGCCAUUGUGCUAUCUGCUGCCGCAGCUACCACAGCUGAAAUCGCUAUGACCAAUCAAAUACAGACGGCUGAGACUGUCAAUCAGAUUGUAGAAAGAACUGCAGUGGUGCUAGAGAUACAAGAAGAAUUUAAUACCCAUUUGGCAUCUGGCCUUCUAUUAGCCAAUCAAAGGAUAGAUUUAGUUCAAGAACAAAUUGAAGCACUGUAUCAUAUGACACAGCUGUCUUGUGUUUCCUCCCUUAGAGGUUUAUGCAUUAUUCCUUUGUGAGCUAACUUUUCUCAGAAUUUUCAACAGAGCAAAGAAAUCUCGAAUUAUCUGAAAGGAAACUGGUCCAUGAAAGCAGAGCAACUAUCAAGACAAUUGCUGAUGCAGAUUGCUGUCCUCAACAGCACUAGGCUGGACCCCAUCACAGUUGAAGACUUUACCUCAUGGAUUACCAAUGCUUUCUCCCUUUUCAAGGAGUGGGCGGGCAUGUUUGUCCCGGGGAGCUAUUGUCCUCCUGGGAUGCGGAGUAGGUCUCUGGCUUAUUGGCUGUUUAAAAAGAGAACAUGCCAGACACAAAGUGGUUGUUUACCAGGCUAUGACCACCAUUAAAAAGGGUGCUUCUCCCAACAUGGCUGGCCUCUUUGAAAGAUCAAGAGUUCGCCCUAGAUCAUUUUUGUCACAGUCAUGUGGAGUCAUUGUAUCCAGGGACGGGCAACUUUCCUCGAACUCGGACCAACCUAAGACACGGGGCCCGGUGGCGAUAGGGUAACUCUAUGACGGGUAAGGCCGAGUUUGGAUGAGAACGACCUAAGACAGGAGCAAUGACAAGAUUGACGUGACACCCAGAUCUAGACCAGUCAUUUUAUUAAACAAAAAAGGGGGAGAUGUAGAGAGCGGCGCGGCGAAACAAAGAUGGCGCCGACAUCCAGCCUUGUCUGGAUAUAAACGACUUACUGCGCAUGUGCAGGCUUGUCCCCUUGCUAGGGCUCCCUCUAGUGGUGAACAGCGGUACUGCACAUGUGCGGUUUAUGCACCAGGUAUUAGUUGACUGUUAAUAUGCUAAUGAGGUGAUUCAUUCUCCGCCAAUCCCUGGAGGACAAGUAGUGGGGUGAUCCAAGCCCCACCAAUCCCUGAGAGAUAAUUAGCAUACUGUUGUCUAUAUAAGCCAAGCGAUUUUGCUGCUCGGAGUCCCUGUUCAAGAGAGCUGUAACACUAAGAGAGCUGUAACACUAAGAAGAGCUGUAACACAGUAAAGGCUUGCUCGCAGAAGAAUCCUGUUGCCGCGCGUCGUUCUUGCUGGCGGGACAUUGGGCGCGCGACACUGACCCUGGACUCCAACCUCAUAGGUCACAGGCAGAUGAAAGCCCUCAGCAGUCCUAGCAACUCCAGCACCAUCACUGGCUUCAUCCUCCUGGGCUUCCCCUGCCCCAGGGAAGGGCAAAUCCUCCUCUUUGUGCUUUUCUUCAUUGUCUACCUCCUUACCCUCUUGGGCAACGCUUCCAUCAUCUGUGCUGUGUGCUGUGAUCAGAGACUCCACACCCCCAUGUACCUCCUGCUGGCCAACUUCUCCUUCCUGGAGAUCUGGUAUGUAACCUCCACAGUCCCCAACAUGUUGGCCAACUUCCUGUCUGACACCAAAGUCAUCUCUUUCUCUGGAUGCUUCCUGCAGUUCUAUUUCUUCUUCUCCUUGGGUUCUACAGAGUGCUUUUUCCUGGCAGUCAUGGCAUUUGAUCGUUACCUUGCCAUCUGCAGGCCUCUACAUUAUCCUGCCCUCAUGACUGGACGCCUCUGCAACAUCCUUGUGAUCAGUUGCUGGGUGCUUGGUUUCCUCUGGUUCCCUGUUCCCAUCAUCAUCAUCUCCCAGAUGUCCUUCUGUGGGUCCAGAAUUAUAGACCACUUCCUGUGUGACCCAGGCCCCCUGUUGGCCCUCACUUGUGUGAGAAAUUCUUUACUUGAACUGACUAGUUCUACUUUAAGUUCCCUGCUUUUAUUUGUUCCAUUUUUCUUUAUCAUGGGGUCUUAUGCUCUAGUAAUGAGAGCUGUGCUGAGGGUCCCUUCAGCAGCUGGACGAAGAAAGGCCUUCUCCACUUGUGGGUCACACUUGACUGUGGUUUCUCUUUUCUAUGGAUCAGUGAUGGUCAUGUAUGUGAGCCCAACAUCUGAACACGCAGCUGGAGUGCAGAAGCUUGUGACUCUGUUUUACUCUGUGGUUACACCACUCCUUAAUCCUGUGAUAUACAGUCUGAGGAACAGAGAUAUGAAACAUGCAAUGAAGAAAUUACUGAAAAUAUAAAACUUGCAUUCUUGUUUUUAAAAA
This is a messenger RNA of Rattus norvegicus (Norway rat), 8282 nucleotides long. RefSeq names its product olfactory receptor family 11 subfamily G member 1 (gene Or11g1). The record is from RefSeq and is a predicted model, not a curated record. NCBI's taxonomy places the organism in Eukaryota, Metazoa, Chordata, Mammalia, Rodentia, Muridae.